AUGCAUGCUGAUCGGUGUAUCUGCAUUCAUUCAUCGCUGCAGUGCCUCGAUCUUGCUAUGCAAUCCCUCUUGCUGAACCAUGGUCUUCUGCCAUGCCCGCUAUCGCUAAUGCCUCCGACACCACCUCCGAGCCUCGUCAAAACACUGAAUGGGAUUUCUAAGGUCAGAGAAGUUCUGCAAAGCGUUUUUCGGUCGAAGUAUCGUCGCUCGAUCCGUGAAGUGGCUUUGUGCGUCGGACCGAAUCCUCAUCGUAUAGUUCAUGCCUAUAAAAUGCCAAUCUCAAUCUGCGACGCAGAAGACUCACGUGAGGAAUGUUGUGGCUCUCCUUGUUCUGAGCUGUCCGAUGUGGAAAAACGGCGAAUAAACCGGCAGUUAUUUUUGGUAAAUUUUUGCUUCUUAACUGCCUUAUACAGAGUCUCCCCAAAAAAUAUAUCGAAAGUUUGAUC
Cylicostephanus goldi is the source of this 446-nucleotide messenger RNA. NCBI's taxonomy places the organism in Eukaryota, Metazoa, Nematoda, Chromadorea, Rhabditida, Strongylidae. The record is from the annotation of a GenBank genome assembly.